Molecule: messenger RNA, 1087 nt
Organism: Gastrolobium bilobum
Lineage: Eukaryota; Viridiplantae; Streptophyta; Magnoliopsida; Fabales; Fabaceae
Product: remorin-like
Exons: 5
Coding region: 269-904 (211 amino acids)
Source: RefSeq, a predicted model, not a curated record
GUUACUAUGCCAACGCAUUGUGAGGCCACUAGUACCUAACACACACACACCUAAGCUUUUUGGGAACUUAGAGUUAGCAUAACAGUUACCUUCUUCAACCAUAAUAUCUCAACUAACCCUCCCUCAAUCUCUCAUUUCUCUCUCUCUCUCUCUCUCUCUCUAUAUCCUUAUUCCUAUCAAGUUUUGAACUUUCCUAGAUAAGUGCAAGUUUCAGCACUUUUUGUGCAUAGAAUUUCUAACUACUGUGUCAGUCUUAGGAAAAAGAAAAAUGACAGAGCAGCAACCCAAAACUGCAGAGACAGAAUCACCAUCUGUUCCUCCUCCACCUGAGACUCAGCCUCCACCACCACCACCACCACCUACUCCUCCUCUUGCACCUGAACCUGAGGCUCCAAAGGAUGUGGCUGAGGAGAAAUCAGUAAUUCCACAACCUCCUCCAGAUAACAAACCGGAUGAUUCCAAGGCUCUUGUCUUGAUUGAGAGAAUGAAGACUCGUGAAGUUGCUGAAGAGAAACCAUCUGAGGGCUCUGUCAACAGAGAUGCUGUGCUUGCAAGAGUUGCAACAGAGAAGAGGCUGUCACUAAUCAAAGCAUGGGAAGAAAGUGAAAAAUCAAAAGCAGAAAACAAAGCUCACAAAAAGCUUUCAGCUAUUUCAGCAUGGGAGAACAGUAAGAAAGCUGCUGUGGAGGCUGAAUUGAAAAAGAUUGAAGAACAACUGGAGCAGAAAAAGGCAGAAUAUGCAGAGAAAAUAAAAAACAAAAUAGCUACAAUCCACAGGGAGGCUGAAGAAAAGAGAGCAAUGAUUGAGGCCAAGAAAGGUGAAGAUCUCCUGAAGGCAGAGGAGACAGCUGCGAAGUUCAAGGCCACUGGAAAAUCUCCAAAGAAACUCGUUGGUUGUUUCUAAUGUUUCAAUCCCCAAGCCAAAAAUGUUGAAUUAUUAUUGUGUAUUUUCUUCUUUGGCCUUUCGAAUAUCAAUGAGUGUGAUUUGGUUUGUGUUGGAGAUUUAGUCCAUGUUCAUUUCUUAUGUGAGCACAAUGAUAUUUUGGCAUGUAUAUACGAACUACUUUGUGAAUAAUGAAAUUAAAUU